Molecule: messenger RNA, 1333 nt
Organism: Pecten maximus
Lineage: Eukaryota; Metazoa; Mollusca; Bivalvia; Pectinida; Pectinidae
Product: T-complex protein 11-like protein 1
Biological process (GO): signal transduction
Source: RefSeq, a predicted model, not a curated record
AGAAAGGUGUCACAGCUCAGAUUUCUCUACUAAGUUCUAGACACUUCGGAAUGACGGACAUGGUAUUUUCAGAUUGGUAUUGAGAUAUAUAAAUCAUUUUAUCGACAUCAAGAGAGAGCAGUAGACGAUCGACGAAUAGGGAUUCAUAAAUCGUUGAGAGGGAUAAUUAAAAGAUGGCAGAAAAGGGAGACAGAGAUGAUUUGAAUCUCCCCCUGGGAGGAGUUUCAUCAGAUAAUGAGGAUGAGUUAAACUCGUCCAUGGCAAGCACUGGGAGUGAAGAAGGACAAGAUAUUAAGAAGAGACGUACACAGACUCCCAGCCCUCGCAGGGCGUCACCGUUUCCAGUACCAGCCUCACCACCAAAGUUCAUUUCAAUGGAAGAGCUUAUCAAGGCAACAACUGGAGUCAAAAACAUGAGUCUUGCACACGAGAUAGCAGUAGACGCAAAUUUUAAAAUAGCUCCCGCAGAAAAGGAUCCAAAGAGUUUUGAGAAACAAGUGGAGAUGAUUAUGCAUAAAGCAUUCUGGGACGUUUUCCAGGAAAGUAUAAAUGAAGAUCCCCCAAACUACCAUCAUGCUUUAGUUCUCAUCGGGGAUGUCCAAAAGCAACUUUUUACGGUUAUACUGCCACACCAGGUACGACUUAAAGCCCAGAUUACGGAGGUCUUGGACUUAGACUUAAUCAAACAAAAGAUGGAGAAUGAUGCCUUCGAUAUUUUCUAUUAUUCCAACUAUGUCAUCGAUAUCAUGGCCAAAUUGUGUUCUCAGGAACGAGAUGAAAAGGUGGCACAUCUGCGAGAAUUAAAGGAGCCGGUACCUUUGUUUAAGGAGAUUUUCCAGGUUCUCGACCUGAUGAAGAUGGACAUGGCAAACUUCACAAUCCAACAGAUCAGACCUUACCUACAACAACAGUCGGUGGAGUAUGAACGUGCCAAGUUCCAAGAGUUCAUCAAAAAACAACAAGAGGCCGGAAUAGAUGGUCUGGAGAUGACCAAACUAUGGCUCAAACGGAGCUUUGAUGCACUGACCGAUGAGGCAGACACUGACCAACAAGCAUGUGCGACUCCUGCUCCCAGUCUGACCCCAGCUUCUGUACUGAACGAGGCUUACAUGGAACUACUCAACUGGGAUAGGCAGCGACUCUACCCAGAGACACUUGUGAUGGACCAGGGCCGGUUUAUGGAGCUCCAGGAUAAGACGAGUCGCCUGACCCUGGUCGCCUCGAUAUUACUGGUAACCUAUAGCACUGUUGGUGCGGCCAUUUCGGGUGUUCAAACCCUGAAGGAGAAACUCAAGUCCGAGAUCUGUGUGAUACUGGAGGGAGUGGCAGACAG